Messenger RNA from Uranotaenia lowii, 4119 nucleotides. RefSeq lists its product as uncharacterized. Gene Ontology annotation, molecular function: nucleic acid binding; zinc ion binding. The coding region runs from base 1 to 4119 and encodes 1372 amino acids. The record is from RefSeq and is a predicted model, not a curated record. Gene Ontology annotation, biological process: DNA integration. NCBI's taxonomy places the organism in Eukaryota, Metazoa, Arthropoda, Insecta, Diptera, Culicidae. The transcript is spliced from 2 exons.
AUGGCUACCCCACCGUCCAGUGAGCUAAUGGAAUCCCUCACACGCAUGUUAGCCGACGCCCUAAAGUCGUCCCUCGGAGCAACUCUGGGACAAGCACCUACCUCUGGAGCAAUGCCUCUUCCAAAGCCACCGUCAUUCUCUGUUCCGGAAUUCCGAUCCUCGGAUGAUACAUCUGUCUCGGAUUAUUUUAUUCGUUUUGAAUGGGCUUUGGAAUUGAGUAAAAUCCCGAUAGCAGAAUACGCACACUAUGCACGAGUGUUCAUGGGUACGGAGCUGAACAGUGCUAUUAAAUUUCUUGUAAGCCCCCGAAACCCAGCAGAAGUCGAGUAUGAUGAACUUCGAACAACCUUAAUCAAUCAUUUCGACCAACCUAAGAACAAGUACGUUGAAAGCAUCAAGUUCCGAGAAAUCGUUCAACAAAAAGAAGAAUCAAUAACCAGCUUUGCCCUCCGACUCAAGCAAGGAGCUGUGCAUUGUGAGUAUGAUACUUUUCUCGAUAGGAUGCUUAUAGAACAACUGCUCAAUGGACUCGAUUCCCGUGAAAUGUGUGAUGAGAUCGUGGCAAAGAAACCCACGACAUUCAAAGAGGCUUUCGAUAUAGCGCAUACGUUAGAAGCCAUUCGAAAUGCUGCUGGCGAGGUUAGAACGGCUAAAUCGUUUCCACUUCCAGAAUCCACGAACAAAUUGGGUUACGAGAAACCGAGCACACGAAAACCUACACAUCAUCCUGGUAGCUCGACAUCUUACCAACACAAGCAGCAAGUAUGGAGAGAACCCACACAUGGCCACAGUGUUUGUAGUGGUUGUGGUGGUGAUCAUGCUCGGAGUCAGUGCAAGUAUCGGAAUGCACCCUGUUAUCGAUGUGGCAAAAAGGGUCACAUAGCCCAAGUCUGCAGAUCUAGUGAUGCGUCAUCCGGAUUCCAAAAUACUGCCCAGGUCCAUUCAGAGGAGCAACCCGCUUCUCAAAUUGAUUUAGUCCAUUCACUAAGCAAAAUACACUCCAUAACCAAGUUCGAGAAGCGAUUCGUUAACGUUAGCAUCAAUGGUCACAAUGUUGAAAUGGAAGUGGAUACCGGAGCUCCAUGCGGAAUUAUUAGUGAAGUGAAACUGCGUAUGAUUAAACCAAAUUCCCCAUUGUUGAACACAGACCGACAGUUUUCCAGCUACACUGGUCACCGUAUCCAGUGUUUGGGCCGUCUUCCAGUUACCGUUGGUAUUGGUUCGACAACUCGUAAACUCGAUGUGUAUGUAGUUUCGGGUGACUAUGACUCCCUUUUUGGACGCGAAUGGAUAUCUCAGUUUUCGUCUGAAAUCAAUUUAAAUGAGUUGUUUGGCACUAAAGAAUCCGUAAAAUCACUGUUGUGCACCACGCCAGUUUUGAAAGAAGACGAAAAACAAUCCCUUGAACAAUUGCUGGAGAAAUUUGACGACGUUUUCAGCGAGAAACCUGGUAUGCUAACAGGCCCUCCUGCAUCUGUACAUCUCAAACCAGGUGCCACCCCGGUGUUCGCAAAAGCUCGUGACGUACCACUAGCUUUGAAGGCUCAAUAUGCUGCAGAAAUCGAUCAAAAACUCGCAUCAGGUAUUUACGAGCGUGUUGAUUACUCGGAAUGGGCCUCCCCAACACAUAUUGUCGUUAAAAAGAAUGGCAAACUACGUAUUACGGGCAACUACAAACCAACAGUGAAUUCCCGUAUGAUCAUCGAUGAACACCCUAUUCCCAAGAUCGAGUCCAUCUUCAAUCAAAUGCGAGGAGCUCGUCUGUUUUGUCAUCUCGACGUAACGGAUGCCUACACACAUCUUCCUAUCGACGAAGACUUUCGACAUGUAUUGACGCUCAACACACCAACUCACGGAUUAGUACGCCCUACGAGAGCUGUCUAUGGCGCAGCUAACAUACCAGCAAUCUGGCAACGGCGGAUGGAGAUAGUUCUUCAAGAUAGCUUCAAAAAUCUGCACAAAGCGCUAGCAGAGGUACUUGAUAGAUUGAAAUCUCACGGACUACGUCUAAAUCGUGCAAAAUGUGUUUUUGCGACACCAGUUCUUGAAUGUUUGGGACACAAAAUCGAUGCAAACGGUUUGCACAAGUCGGAUAAACACAUAGAAGCCAUACGAGAUGCUCCCCUACCAACAAAUACAGAUGAACUACAACUGUUUCUCGGGAAAGCCACAUACUAUAACGCUUUCAUUCCCAAUCUGUCUACCCGUUCAAGUUGUCUGCGUGAAAUGAUUCGAGAAGAUACAUUCAAGUGGAAUUCCGAAAGAAUUUCCGCUUACGAAGACAUCAAAAUGGCACUUACAUCACCACAGGUGCUAAUGCAGUAUGACCCAACACUACCAUUGAUAUUGGCAACAGAUGCGAGUAAAAUCGGGUUGGGAGCUGUUCUCUCUCACCGAUUAGGAGGUGGUUUAGAGCGCCCAAUUGCGUACGCCAGCUGUUCUAUGUCUUCUACGGAACAGCGAUAUCCCCAGAUAGAUAAGGAGGCUCUAGCGAUUGUGUGGGCGGUAAAGAAAUUUUUUCACUACUUGUAUGCUCGACGAUUUACACUUGUAACCGACCAUAAACCACUAACACAAAUUCUUCAUCCAACCAAGUCGCUCCCUACCCUGUGUAUAAGUCGAAUGGCCAAUUACGCGGAUUACUUGGCACACUUCAAUUUCGAUGUGCAAUUCAAACCAACAAAAGAAAAUGUGAACGCAGACUACUGCUCUCGGAUUCCUCGACCAACAACCCGUGAUAUAAACAAACUUUCUCUAGAGGAGGGUAGAAGUAUCGGCGAAGACGAACUUGACUUGUUUGCGCUAAACCAAAUCGAGCAACUACCAGUUCGCGCCGAACAUAUUGGGCGAGAAACACGAAAAGAUUCCUGCCUAGGUAAAAUUGUCCAGCUAUUGGAAUCCGGUAGCGAUCUGACUCGCUUUGGUUACAAAGCACCCGAGGCAAAGUACACUCUCGCAGCAAACUGUUUGUUAUUUGAGCAUCGUGUGGUAGUUCCAUCUGUGCUUCGCCAGUCAGUGUUGAGUGACCUACAUAUAGGCCACAUUGGAAUUGUUAAAAUGAAAGGGUUGGCCCGCUCUUUCAUUUACUGGCCAGGAAUCGACGCAGACAUUGAAGAGGCAGUGAAAAAUUGCUCGGAUUGUGCUCGUCACGCACAUACACCUCCUAAGUUUGCCGACCACCACUGGCAAUACCCUAAAGGCCCGUGGGAAAGGAUACAUAUUGAUUAUGCUGGUCCGGUAGCAGGAGCGAUGCUGUUGGUUAUCGUCGACGCCUACAGUAAAUGGUUGGAAGUGAAAGUCACCACAUCAACAUCAACUGCAGCAACCAUUGGAAUCAUGGAUGAAUUGUUUGCUUGUUAUGGAGCUCCUGUAACCGUAGUGUCCGAUAACGGCUCCCAAUUUACCGCUGCGGAAUUCAAAGAGUUUCUUAAGAAGAGUGGUGUCAAAUUCCAUAAACUAUCUGCUCCGUAUCACCCGGCCACAAAUGGUCAGGCCGAACGUUAUGUGCAGACAACCAAGGAUGCACUUAAAGCUAUGGAUACUACUGCGUCAACACUACGUUCGAACCUCAACAACUUUCUUCAGCGAUAUCGGUUGGCUCCACACGCAACGACAGGAGAGUCGCCUUCCAUCUUGUUCCUAGGGCGAAAACUACGAACGCGUCUAGAUCUUUUGAAACCCGAAAAUGUGCAACAGAAAAUAACGACAAAGCAGCAAAUCGAUUUUGAAGCAAAUUUUCGUGAAUUUAAUCCUGGUCAACUGGUCUAUUUUCUCUCAGGCAACCCGCGUAUGGAUAAGUGGGUUCCUGGAGUCAUUGCAGAACGACUUGGUGACCUGCAUUACUACAUCGACUUCGGUGGGAAACGAUUCAAGCGGCACAUUGAUCAAAUACGUCCAAGGAUUGGUUCUCCAAGAAGCAACGACAUACCGAGGCGGAUACGUUUCUACGAAAAUGACAUGCAGACCCCAAGCAGAUCAACAUCUCCAGGUAUCUCGGACACAUCGCCGCCGUUGCAGACUACGUCUGACAACCCGGUCCAGCAAGAUGCAAGUUCCACUCCUGUCAUCGUGCGUCGCUCGACCCGAGAUCGUCGCCCGCCUCGCAGGUACUCACCGUAG